UGGAGUCUUUUUUCCUUCCACCAUCGAUCGCCCUGAGUUAUUAAGCCGUCACUCUUAAAGUUAAGUUUACCAGAGCCAUUCCUGCACAUGUCCACUACCUAGGUAGUAUGGUACUGGUAUGGCACGUAUGCGUAACUGGAUUUAUCUUCCUUGUCGGGGUCGAUCCCCGGAGGCGUCGACGAUGGCGUAAUGUCGACCCUUUUCUGUUUCUUCUAGAAUCACAAAAGGAAAGUCAUCGAGUGACCUACAUCUCCAGUGGACAUUCGUCUCCAAGUCACAUUCUACAAGUUCUGGAUAGCACAAAGCUUCCCACACGCAUGUCAGGUAGUACAGUCCAGAGCCAGGUAUACAUGAUUGCGGUGAUCGAACAUACACCACUGUUCCAUGUCCACCAAGCCUGGGACCACUACCUUGAGCCGUUGAAACUGGCGUUCGCAUUACCGGUAUGCACAAUCCAAGGUUUCCCUUUUCAAAGUCUUCGUGUGUAAAAUCAUGUAUGUGAUUAAGUAAAAAGGGCAACAGCUCCAGUCUGCCGCUCUGCGCAGAAGAUACCAACAACACGAGUAGAAAGUGGG
Exophiala viscosa is the source of this 575-nucleotide messenger RNA. RefSeq lists its product as uncharacterized. The record is from RefSeq and is a predicted model, not a curated record. The transcript has 2 exons. The coding region runs from base 108 to 488 and encodes 126 amino acids. Lineage: Eukaryota; Fungi; Ascomycota; Eurotiomycetes; Chaetothyriales; Herpotrichiellaceae.